This is a messenger RNA of Lasiosphaeria miniovina, 3102 nucleotides long. RefSeq lists its product as uncharacterized. The record is from RefSeq and is a predicted model, not a curated record. The annotation marks the transcript as partial. The transcript has 2 exons. Lineage: Eukaryota; Fungi; Ascomycota; Sordariomycetes; Sordariales; Lasiosphaeriaceae.
AUGGACGUGUCGGACCGCGGCGUGGUUCUGCCCAACGACUUCGGCCCGAGCAUCGACAUCAGCAACCAGACGCUGCUGAUCUACGCCGAGACAGUCACCAUCAUGGACAGCAUCCAGUGGCCCAGCAAGAACAUUGGCAUUGCCUGCUCGAAUCUCAUCCUGGGCGGCAGCAGCAUCACCAUCGACGUGUCCGGAUCCGACGGCGAGCACAUUGACGUCGCACAGCCCUCGGGGAACGGCUUGCCGGGUAACCCGGGCGGCGACGGCGGCUCCAUCUGGCUCUAUGUUGAGUAUCUCACCCCGUCCCUUGCCACUGGUCUUCGUCUCCUCGCCAACGGCGGUUCCGGAGGCGAGGGCGGGGCCACCAGUGAUGUGGCUGGGAGGGGCGGGACUGGAGGCGUCGGCGGUAACGCAGGCACCGUCUCGUUCCUCUGGGGCAGCGCCGCCGGGACCGCCCUCCUCCGGCUCUACCAGCUGUCCCCGCUGCCGUGGACGGCGCUUGUUGGCCAGGCCCUGACAGUGACGACCCUGACCAGCUCUUUGCUCGGCUCCGCCCAGUUCGCGGCCCUGCGGGCUACCUUUGCACAAUACACGGGAUACAUCACGGCAGCACAGAACUGCCGGGCCGCCGUCAACAGCUUGGCCAAGUCCAGGACCACCAAGCCCCUGUCGACAGCCCUGUCGACAGCCCUGACAGCGUUCUCCCAAGGGCUGACGACUCUGCUCACGGCCCAGGAAGGGCCCGACCUGAAAGACAACGGCCUGGCCAACGCCACCGUCGCGGUGAACACGGCUGCCACGCAGUACCUGGCCAAUCUCAAGGCCAAGAAGCCUGUUGACGAGCCGGGACUGCUGGGGCUCAUUACGGCGGCAACCGUCACCUGGACAGGGAACCCAAACUCGGCCCUGGGGACGGCAAUCAUCCAGGCCGGAGCCUCUAUCCAACCCCUCUUUCAGUCCCUCUCGGAGACCGCCUCGGAGGCAUGCAUGAUCCUCCCCGGGCCCGGAGGCGUCGGCGGCCCCGGCUUCGGCCCCAAGCCGCACGGCGGCGCUCGGGGCCAGGAAGGGGGCCAGGGCACGCUUGCGGCCAGGGAGCUCGUGUUUGACGGGCGCGCGUCGGACCUGGACGUGGUCAUGCCCUUUGCCUUUCCCGACCAGUGCCAGAUGCUGCUCAACAAGGCCAACGCGCUCUUCUUCCAGAACUCGCCCACGUCCAAGCAGGACGCCUCGACGCUGUACAAGAGGCUCCUCAAGCGCCUCUCGUUCUGGCCGACCAUUGCCGCGGCCCAAGAUGCCACGAGCCCGCCGCCCGAGUCGAACCUGGAGCAGGCGUACGACACGCUCGAGUACGGGCUGAAGGUGACGGUGUCGGCGCUCGACCAGCUGCAGUCCGUGUACGACCAGGCCAAGAGCUUCAACAACCAGAUCAUGAGCGGCAACGACAUGUUCGGGCACGACGCGCUGUGGGUGCCGCGGCUCAACUACAGCUACUACACGGCCGAGAUCGAGACGUGCCUGAGCACGCUCAAGACGGUCGAGGCGGCCUAUGCCAACGCGCUGGCGGUGCGCGCGUCCAUGACGGACAUCGCGUCGGGCCAGAGCGCGGCGGCGGCCGGGGUGCAGCGCGCCCAGUACCGCAUCCAGCUGCUGACCGACGACAACGGGCCGCUGACCACCAGCGCCGACACCAUCGCGCGCUACACGCCGCUGCUCAAGGACAAGGUCAAGGAGUGCGAGGACAACCUGGCCGUGGUCGAGGCCGACAUCCAGGCCAGCAUCAACCUCGACCCCAUGAACAUCAUUAGCUCGCUGAGUAUGGUGGCUAUGGGCCCGUCGGUGCCGCUGGCGCUCGUCGAGGGCGCCAGCAUCGCCUACAACGCCGACACCACCGUCAAGGACAGCUCCGGCGCCUCCGUCAACAAGGACUACGUCAUCAGCGAGCUCAAGACGGCCGGCUCGUCGCUCUCAGACCUCUCGACGGGCUUCUCGACACGUCAAGACCAGACCAUCGAGGCCGACGACCCGGGCGGGCUCAAGAUGAUAGCAGCCGAAGACCAGAUCACGUCGCUGUACAACGAGUUCAAGAGCGUGAUCCCGGCGGGCGACGGCGACGCCCUCACCAAGUCCCUCGCCGACCUGCAGAGCGUGGCGACCACGCGCAACAACGCCGUCAUCUCGUACAACAGCGCCGUCGAGCUGCUGCACCAGGCCGAGACGGACGAGGCCUACUACGGCAAGCAGCAGCAGGCGUACGGCGACCAGGCGGCCAAGGCCAUGAACCCGAACCUGCCGGCGGUGCUCCUGUGGCUGCGCCGCACGCAGGACAGCUACCAGCUCGAGACGAUGCGGCUGAUGAACUACGCGAACCGCGCCAUCGCCUACUGGGGGCUGACGUCCCCGGCCGAGUUCGCCGCCCCGGGCCCGCUGCAGGGCUCGCAGAGCCUGUCCAUCUCCAAGACAUCCCUCGACCAGGCCGCCGAAUCCGCCAUCACGUCGUUCGCCGGCUCCGCGCCGGGCCACUUCCCCGUGGCGGGGCGCCAGGGCCCGCUGUACAAGCUCGACUACGGGCAGCUGGCGACGCUCACGGAACCGCUCACCUCGCCCGACGGCGCCGUCUACUACAGCGUGACCAUCGCGCUCGACGUCGGCGCGUCCGACGGCUCGGCCGACCUGCCGCUGUUCGCCGGCCGCGCCAACAUCCGGCUGGACCUGGCACGCCUGUGGCUCGUCGGCGCGUCCGUGUCUGCCGACCAGACCGGCGCCAAGCCCGUCAGCGUGGUUCUGACGCAGCUCGGCAGCGAGACGAUGGAGAACGACCGGCGCGCCACCUUUAAUUUCAGACACGACGCCGUGACGAUCCCGUUCCAGUUCGAUUCUGCGGCCGUCAACUCGCUCGCCGACUGCACGGCCGACAAGGUGCUUGAGACGCAGUUUCUCGCCAACUACUACGUUGGCCAAGGGAAUCCCGCGGAGACGGCCAUCGCGGCCAUCGGGCCCUGGAGUACCUGGACGUUUGAGGUCCGCGAGAGCGAGAACAAGGACCUCGACAUGAGCAAUCUGAGCGAGGCGUAUAUCGAGUUUGGCGGGUACUGCAGCCCGUUC